Molecule: messenger RNA, 5315 nt
Organism: Myxocyprinus asiaticus (Chinese sucker)
Lineage: Eukaryota; Metazoa; Chordata; Actinopteri; Cypriniformes; Catostomidae
Exons: 5
Coding region: 147-2147 (666 amino acids)
Source: RefSeq, a predicted model, not a curated record
CUCUCUCACUGCAGCUGUGCAUGCGACCGUCUGCAUGUAUGUAUGUAUGUAUGUAUGUAUGUGUUGAUGCAUGCGAGCGUUCUUCAUACAGCGCUCCGUGAAUUCACAGCAUCACCGAAGGAUUCAGCGCAUCUGUUGCCGUGGUGAUGGGCUGCAGACUGUCACGGCCGUGGAUGAGCGACAGCAUUGGGGUUCGCGGUCGGGAUUUGACACACCUGCAGAACCAAGAGGCCUUUCGUAUCCUGGCCAGCUAUGAGCAGCCAAUCACACUUCAGAUUGAGGGGCGGAGGGGGCGGAGCUUGCAGUAUAACAGGACGACGGACUGCAGCACUCAGACAGAGCGAUCAUCGGACCCCCUCUGUGCGCACUCGUGUACCCUACCACACCUGCCUCACGCCGACAGGAUGUACUACAAUCACAUGACCCUGCCCAGUAACCAUAGAGAUGGAAGCAGGUACGAAUACCUGCCGAACACGCCCAGAGACCUGGAGCACAGAGAACGCCUGUCCUACAAUGACCCCGAGUUCUCGAGUGGCGUUUCUCAGGGACAAAACUGUCUGAUUGGCUGCUGCAGCACGAAUCUAGAUGAACCCAGAAGCUUCCAGAGUCAGACUGAUGACGAUGACAACAUGAUGGAGAAAACUGUCGGUUACUUGCCCCUCCACCACGAGCUGGACAGUGGUCUCGGCUGGACAGAUGGCAGCUUCCACCAGGGCGAACUGUCAGGGGUGGAGACGGAGGAGGGGCUUGAGGAAUGCCACGGCCACGUAGGGGGAGGGUCGCCUUCAUCGGAAUCCUUCAUCUCGUCGGAACUGAGCGACUCGGGAUUUUACAGCGUCAGCACUAGCGAGUUUCUGCGUUUCCAGCGACUGCUAGAGAAACGCAUGCGCCAUUACAACGCUCGCAUGCACCACCAGGGGGAGCCGUGUUCCCGUGAGCGGCGAGACAGCCAGAUAAAACACCGCGAGCUUGAGGCCAUCCCUGAGGCACUGACGGUGCAGCCUCAAAACGUCUGCGGACCCGCUGUUCGGGGGUCACGAGGUUUAUCCCGAGUGUCGUCUGUGCAGUACCGUAAAGAGGAGCGACCAUGUUUGAACAGACACAGCUCAAGCAGCAGCUCACUGUUCAAUCCCGCGGUACACUCGACGUGCAGUACCCCAUCUGGCCAGCGGAGGCCACCGCCACAUCCUAGCUCCGCAGGAAUGCUGAGAAGAAGCAGGACAUUGCAUCACCGCCCGGCGCCCAUAGAGCACCGCAGGCGGGCAAGUCACCCGGCAUCGCCCAACUACUGCAGCGCAACACUGCAUCACUGCGGCCACAGAAUCGACCUGCCGAUGGAGCUAUCUGAAGAACCGGACGUCACCAUGAUGCACAGUAUGGGCCACCUGGCACACCCUGCUCAUGCCUCACAGACUGCACAUGCAAUGAGUCAGCCGUCAUUGAUAUCUCCAGUUGACAACCAUCACUGCGUUCUGCCUCCAAAUCUCCAAGACAACAACAGGAUCCGAGCAUCAACCGAAUCCCAGCUACAGCAGAACUUUGUGACCGAGCAGCCGCCCAGCCAACAACGAGACGGGCGAUUCCACACCUUGAGUCACACGCCCAGUCAGGACGCCAACGUUACCUGGCCUAAACCCGCCAACCGCCUGGGCGCGGGGGGCGGAGGCGGUCUCUACAGCACACUAGAAGGCCACAUGCCCACUGCAGCCACCCGGAAAACGGCCAGCGGAAAUCUGCGGGCAGUUCGAAACCAGAUGUUACGGGAUCGAGCUUCCCGACUGGCGGACGAACGUAGCGGCAUGAGUACGGACGAGGAAAGCCACACAGACAUCCGAAUGGGUCGAUAUUGGAGUCGCACUGAACGUCGCGAACAUAUGCUGCAGAAACAGCGACAGCAUCAGGCCAGAGGCGGCGUAGCUGCUACAGGAUUGGCGCAUGGGGGCGGGGUCAUGGGAGGAACAAACAUAGAUAACAGCUAUUGUACAGUUCUCGAGCUGAGCCAGCGAAAACUAAGUCGUCUGAGGAACCGAAAGGUGCUUGACGACUGGACCACCGUAGAGGAACUCCUGACCCAUGGAACUCGGCUCGGUGCAAGCGAAGACGCCCUACAGCUGCCCACGUCUUUACUCACCGUCACAACUGUAUAGCAACAGUCGCCAAGUGUGUGUUUAGAUGUGUGUGUGUUUGUGUGUGUUGGAUCUGCCCGCACUACACAAAGCUACCUCCUGAAAUUGAGGUUUACUGUAGAUACAAAUGUUUCCACGGUAGUAAAUUGAUUUGUAAGUGUUAUAUUUCCAGUAUCUUGUUUUGCAUUGUGUUGUAAAGAGACGUUUUAUUACAGAGCGAAAUUACCAGUUUGAUUCGACCGCAUGAAGCAAUACAACAUACAGUAGACGCCGAUACCAGACAAACCGAAUUUCAUUUGGUGCAAUCGUAUUUUCUUGGAAAAAUAAAGAACGAAAAUUUACGUUAUGGAUAAUUUAAGGUGGUGCUAACAGUGAGAUUUCAUUUUAUUUGCAACUAGCCAAUACACGCCAUCCAGAUUACGUCGCUUUUGCACAAAUAUGAAAUUCCGCCACCUGAGUGAAUUUUAUGUAGUGUAGCCAGCCCCUCGUUUCAAUCACGAAUCUGAUUCUUUUGGAAUAAUAUCGAAUAAUCUAACGACUGACUGUGAGUUACUAUAUGCAGUCAGGGCCGGUGAUCAGGUGUGCCGAGUUACGAUAGAGAUCGAGCAGUGGAAUGUGAGUGUAUGUUGUGAGUUUUGCGGGUUCUUGCACUAUAACUGUAGUUCUGUAGAUUAUUUUUAAAACUAUUUUUCUUGUGCUCUUCACAAUUUAUGUCACAAAAAGAAACAAAUAACUUUUUAUAGACUAAAAGAAUCAUAUUGAAAAAAGUGUUAACUUACCACAAAAGUGUUAACUUGGUGUUAACAGCGGUAAAACAAUUUGUCGAGCUUGACGAUGCACUGAACUGUUCGUUUUGGUUCUAACCUGCAAACUUUUUCAAUAUUUUCAGUGCAUCAGGGGGCUUCAUUCAUGACACGAGCAGAAUUAAUUUAUGUGUAUAUCGUUUUGGAACCAUUCGUAUGUAUAUUUGAUGCAAUAAUUUAAGUAAGAUUUGCGUUAAUCAUUGCAUGAUGCGACAGCUUAAUAGGAAUUGAUUUAAGAACGAUUUACACAAAUCAUUUGAUUUACGUAAAAAUAAAAUUAUAUAAAUGAUUUUUACACAGAAAAUGUUGCAAUAAAUAAUUAUCGCAAGAAUGGUUUUACAAAUAAUGUCCACAUAAAUCACAGCACGAUUCGUCAAUUUACUAACGAACGGUUUUAUGAACGAUGCACACAACAAUUGUCGCACAACGCGACAACCCUGCCCAGAUUGCGCACAUACGUCACUGAGAAGUCUGGUUUAGACCCAGAUAGCACACAUGUAUCCUCGAGAUGUCUAUUUUAGAUCUUUUGAUCUGGAGAGCAUCAUAAUCUGCUAAACAUCUUAAAAAGAUCAGAUUUACAAACAGUCUACAUCAUAAAUGUCUCAAAGACAUCUACUGAACGUCUUAUUGACAUCCGAGAAGAAACGUCUUAUAGACGUAUUGCAGAUGAGCAAACAACGUAAAAAAAUACGUCUUCCAGGCGUCUAUAUGAUGUGUGUGUUUACAUCUUGAAGUUUCCUCAUCUGCAAUUCGUCUAUAAGACGUUUCCUCUUGGAUGCCAAUAAGACAUUCAGCAGAUGUCUUUGAGACGUUUAUGAUAAAUCUGAUCUUUUUAAGAUGUUCAGCAGAUGUUUAUUAGAUUGUGAUGCUCUCCAGAUGAAACGCUCUAAAACAGAGACAUACGUGUGAUAUCUGGGAAUUAGAUUUUUAUUAUUAAGAAUGGUUUACGAAUCAAAGGAAAUUAAUUAUUGUGUUUCAUGAAUGAGGCCCAAUUGGUUUUGCGAAGUAGAAGGUGAACAAAUAUUUUCGGUCACCUGUGUCAGUGUGUGAUGUUUGCAAUUUUUUUGAGGAAAUCAGGAUUUUUCCCCACCUGCACUAUUUUUGGUGCACAAGCACUGGAGUGUUUACAAUUUUCCCUCACAACUGUGACUAUGCGACACAUCUCUCUCUCUCUCCCUCGUUUCUGAGGUGAAAUCACGUCAUUUUCACGAGUCAAGCGCUGUGAACGGAUGGAACAUCUUCUGUGUGACGCACGGACUAACAGAACUCUCCCAUCGAGUUUCCACUUUUAGAAAUGGUUUUCUUGGAAUAUGACGUACUACAUGUGCUUGUAAUAAAGAUGAGAUUUUCAUUAGCUACUCCUUGAAGUGUGUGUGGCCCUCCAAUGAAAUCAACCCCUUUCAUUUAAUUCAGAACUACAUUUUUGAGCGACCAAGUGAAAGUGUGAUAUAUGUGCCCUAAACUAGACAGUCAGUGACUCUCAAUUCCAACACAUUUUUACCAAUGUUUGUUUAUUUAUCCCCUUUUUCUCCUCAAUUUGGAAUGCCCAAUUCCCACUACAUAGUAGGUCCUCGUGGUGGCACGGUUACUCGCCUCAAUCCGGGUGGUGGAGGACAAGUCUCAGUUGUCUCCGCUUCUGAGACCGUCAAUCUGCACAUCUUAUCACGUGACUCAUUGUGCAUGACACCGCGGAGACUCACAGCAUGUGGAGGCUCAUGCUACUCUCCACGAUCCACGCACAACUUACCACACGCCCCAUUGAGAGAGAACCACUAAUCACGACCACGAGAAGGUUACCCCAUGUGACUCUACCCUCCCUAGCAACCGGGCCAAUUUGGUUGCUUAGGAGACCUGGCUGGAGUCACUCAGCACACCCUGGAUUCGACUCCAGGUGUGGUAGUCAACAUCAAUACUCGCUGAGAUACCCAGACCCCUACAUUUUUACCAAUGUUAAAUUAUUACUGGAUAAGGAUUUUCAACAAUCAAUACAUAGAGUCACAAGAGCCAUUUCUAUCUAGUGGAAUAUUUUAAAUGUAUAUUAACUAUAGACUUUUCCAUGACUUUGAGCCCUAAAUUUGACUGUGGGAACCCAGGUGGAUUGUACAUAAUAUUUAAAUGUUUGCCUCAAUUAUUUAACAAAUUAUAUUUUCUUAACUCAUGUUGAUCCUAUUCUUGACAGAAUGAUAAACACUGCAAAAAUCACUCUUACAUUCAUCUUGUUUUAUAGGAAUAUGUUGUUUUUUUUUUUGGUUGCAGUUUAACAGGGAUGUCUCAGUGUCAGUAUUUAACCCUUGUGCGUCAAUAAACAAAAGUUACUCAGAGGUCCUUAGAGGACAAAAAUAUCCAAGUCAAAAAACUGCCAUAAUAUAUAUUAAUAUUAUUUUCC